This is a messenger RNA of Oppiella nova, 795 nucleotides long. Lineage: Eukaryota; Metazoa; Arthropoda; Arachnida; Sarcoptiformes; Oppiidae. The record is from the annotation of a GenBank genome assembly.
AUGUCUUCGCUGGUGAUCAGCGAUACGGCGGACAAUAGGGUCGAGACGUGUAGUGGCGGCGAACACAAGAGGAUUGUCAUCGCCUGUGAACUCACGGCUCAUAUAAAGCCUAAUAUGCUAUGUAUUGACGAACCGACCUCUGGUUUGGACAGUAGUGCCGCUCUAGUGGUGAUUAACUGUUUAAAAGUGUUGUCCCGAAGACAUGGGAUGACUAUCAUUGCAUCCAUUCAUCAGCCGAACAACGAUUUGUUUCACAUGUUUGACAACAUCUAUGUGUUGGCCAAAGGAGGCCAUUGUCUCUACGAUGGAGUUCCCCAUCAAUUGAGACAACAUCUCAUUGAUUGCGACAUAACUGUUGACAACAUCUAUGUGUUGGCCAAAGGAGGCCAUUGUCUCUUCGAUGGAGUUCCCCAUCAAUUGAGACAACAUCUCAUUGAUUGCGACAUAACUGUCGGCGAUAAUGAAGUGCCGAUUGAAGUGUUGUUGAAAAUGGCAUCAAAAGACAAUACAAACAAUAGUUCACAGGAAUUUUCCCUGACCUACACAUUCCGGUGCCAGUGGUUGUCCCUCUUGUUGCUGUUCUCAACGUUUCAAAUGUUGGCGCUUAUCAUGAAAUCGCAUUACCCGGCCAAUAUGAUAGAGCCGGACAGUUGUAUGGAACUGGAGUUCGGCGCCGACUGUAACCAAACAGAGGUUGAUAUUGAAGAGACGUCGCUAAUCAAGCAAAAUAUUAAAUACAACGUAUCCAUGUUAACGUGCUUUGGGUUUAUAGUAGCCAUUGUAAUGCUGGUAUAG